CCACCUACUGCCACCUGUCGCUGCCUCUCGGAAGUAACCGAGUGCCGACGGUGCCGAUCAUGUGACGCCUCCUGGGGAACGACCCUGGACGCGUUGGCGGUGGUCGACUGUUCUUUGAGGUUAUCGUCACUUGGAAACGCGAUUAUCAUAAGCAAUGGGCAGGGCAUGUUGCAUCUUAGGAUGUCCCUCGGGAGGAGAUGCUCCAUCUCAUCAGAUCCCCAAGAAUCCAGCUCUCUUCCAGAAAUGGAAAAGCCUGAUUUAUUCCGAGAAAAUCCAACAUAUGACUGAUGAGCAGAUAAGCAAAUGUGCAGUGUGCUAUCGGCAUUUUGCCGACAAUGACUAUCUAGUAACCUUCAGAGUAAGAAAGUUGAAACGUGGCGUUGCACCUUCCUUAAACUUGCCAAACAGAUCAGAUUCUAGUGUACCUAUUAUGAUUAAAAUAGAACCGCAAACAUUGGCAGCGAGUAGAGAAAUGUUUACUGUGAAAAAAGAGACAGAGGUGACAGAAAUUCCAAGAAUAAUGGAAGAAUCAGAAAUAACUCAAAUUACAUUAUUCGAAGAUACUCCGGAGAAAAUUAAAUCUUGCUCGUUCAACCAGCCACAAAUUUUAUUAGACACGAAUACUGAGCAAACUAAUUCAACAGCAGAAACAUUUAAAUUAAAUCAUAGGAAAAAGACGUCGAGAAGGAAACGAAAAUUAACUGCGAAACAAUUACUUCUGCUUCAAUGUAAACAACAAGCCAAGCAAUAUGAAAAAACACCUACGAUACAAAAGUUACUAUCUUUUCUCACGUCUGCUGAAAUAGCAGCUAUUAAAACUAAAAUACGAAAAUCAAGAUAUUCCCCAAGAAUUUAUGUAAGAAUAUAUCACAAUAUUGCACAAAGGAAAGCUUUUGGUCAGUUAAAGCUCUUCAAAAAUUAAUAAUUUAUCACAAAUCUCAAAGGCGAGAAUGGAAAAUCAGGACAUGAAAUUCUUCUGCUUUGGAACGUCAUGAGAAGCAAAUCAUACCAUAUAUGAAUUUAUCACUUAUGAAUUUAUACUAGC
Messenger RNA from Mycetomoellerius zeteki, 1045 nucleotides. RefSeq lists its product as uncharacterized. The record is from RefSeq and is a predicted model, not a curated record. The transcript has 2 exons. Lineage: Eukaryota; Metazoa; Arthropoda; Insecta; Hymenoptera; Formicidae. The coding region runs from base 155 to 922 and encodes 255 amino acids.